Neopsephotus bourkii (Bourke's parrot) is the source of this 6820-nucleotide messenger RNA. It is a transcript of the gene WWC3, whose product is annotated as WWC family member 3. The record is from RefSeq and is a predicted model, not a curated record. Gene Ontology annotation, cellular component: cytoplasm. The transcript is spliced from 23 exons. Gene Ontology annotation, molecular function: kinase binding; molecular adaptor activity. Gene Ontology annotation, biological process: negative regulation of organ growth; regulation of DNA-templated transcription; cell migration. The coding region runs from base 16 to 4347 and encodes 1443 amino acids. NCBI's taxonomy places the organism in Eukaryota, Metazoa, Chordata, Aves, Psittaciformes, Psittacidae.
CAAAGAGGCCUGGGCAUGACUCCCUUUUCCAGUCCCCAGCGGGCCGUGGCAAGAGCACAGGCCUCGGGUCGGGACAGGACGGACCCCGGCGGGGCCCCGGCUGCCUUCCCCCUGCCCGCGCCCAGGGCGGAGGACUGCCGCUCUCUCUCCGUAGCUGACGUGUCUGGGUUUGGGCCCGGCUUCCGCGACGCGGGGUGCGGCCGCCUCGCCGGGCCCCGCCGCUUCCCUCCUGCCCCGCGGGCCAGUCUAAGCCAGGCCGGGAGGGUCCUCCCUCCCCGGCCCCUUUCCUCGCUCCGGCCCAGCCCGGCCUUCCGCGGCGUGGGAACAGCCGGGCGGGGCGGAGGGGGGGGCCGGGCCCUGGCGAAGGGAGGGAGGGAAGACCGCCGUGGCCGGCGCCGGGCGGGAGCGGGGGGAGGCGACGGCGGGGCGGGGGCGCUCGGGCCGGCGGGCCGAGCUCGUGGGCUGGGAGCCGCGGCAGCGCGGGGCAGGUCUCGGGCGGGGUUAGGGAGCGCAGCGGGGCUGGUCCCGGCGCGGAGCGCGGCUGGAGUGAGGGAGGAUGAGCCCGGUGCGGAGCAGCCGGAGCCGCCCGAGUCCCGCUCCCUGCGGGGCUGUCUGCUAGUGCUGGAGGAGGAAGAGGAGGAGGAGGAGGCGGCGGGCGGCCGUGGCCCGGGCGGGACGGGAGCUGCCCCGGCGGCGGCGGGCGGAGAACGGCUUUCGGCCGGAGCUGGGUGGCGGCGGUGGCGGCCCGGCGGCGGAGCGGCCAUGCCGUGGUUGAGCGGCGGGCGGCGGCGGAGGCAGCAGCAGCAAGUGGCGGCGGGACAGGGCGGCGGACCGCCGGCGGGCGGGCAGCGGGGCCGGGAAAGCUCGGAGCUACCGCUGCCCGCUGGCUGGGAGGAGGCGAGGGACUUCGACGGGCGAGUCUUUUACAUUGACCAUAACACCCGGCAGACCUCGUGGAUCGACCCCCGCGACAGGAUUACAAAGCCAUUGACAUUUGCUGACUGUGUCGGUGAUGAGCUUCCUUUAGGAUGGGAAACUGUUUACGAUCAACAGAUUGGAGUUUAUUAUAUGGACCACAUAAAUCAGCUCACACAAAUUGAGGACCCAAGGGAGCAAUGGAGGAGGGAGCAGGAACGCAUGCUAAAGGAAUACUUAAUUGUUGCCCAGGAGGCACUCAAUGCCAAGAAGGAGAUUUACCAAAUAAAGCAGCAGCGUUUUGAGCUGGCCCAAGAAGAAUAUCAACAAUUGCACAAAAUGUGUGAAGAUGACAGCCGUUCUUAUGCCAGCUCAUUCUCUGGAUUUUCAACUAAUACCAAGUAUGACCCAUAUCAGAUCAAAGCAGAAAUAGCCAGCCGUCGUGACAGGCUUUCUAGGCUAAAACGAGAAUUGGCACAGAUGAAGCAGGAGCUGCAAUAUAAGGAAAAAGGAGUGGAAACUCUGCAAGAGAUUGAUCGUAAGAUGUCAAGUGCUCAUACAAAUUAUAGACUGGAUGAAGCCCAAGCUAUAAUGAGUGAGCUUCGAACCAUAAAGAAAGCUAUAUGCACAGGUGAAAAAGAAAGGCAGGACCUUAUGCAGAGCCUGGCCAAGUUAACAGAUGGAUUCAGGAAUAGCUGUUGUAUUACGGAUUCCCUGCAGGAUCUCCAGCACAAUUCUGGUUCUCUCAGUGACUCCUGUUUACCUCAGCAACACUGCGAUGCUUGUUCCCAGACUGACAUCACUGGAGAGUUUGGAUUUGAUGACAAAACAAGACUUGUAGACAGAGUAAGACUGAACUGGCAGUAUGAAGAGGCCAAGAAAAGAGUUUCGAAUAUACAACAGCAGCUGGCCUUGCUAGAUAAUGAAUCUUGGCCAGGAAUGGCUGAAGCGGACAGGGACCGUCUUCAGCUCAUCAAAGAGAAGGAGGCUCUUCUUCAGGAGUUGCAGCUCAUCAGUCAGCAGAGACGAUCCCCAGAAGACAUUGCACGUUUGGAGGAAGAAAAAAGACGCUUGGAGGAUGAAAUUCAGCAGGCUCGAGCAACAUCUGCUCAUGGGGCCACAGAAAGGAUACUGUUACAGGAAAAGAGAAAUUGUUUGCUUAUGCAGCUAGAAGAAGCUACACGUUUAACCUCAUAUUUACACUCCCAGUUAAAAAGUCUGUCAGCUAGCACCCUCACAAUGUCCUCUGGCAGCAGCAGGGGAUCCCUGGCCUCCAGUCGAGGAUCCCUGGCCUCCAGCAGAGGCUCCCUCAGCUCCGUCAGCUUCACGGACAUCUAUGGCCUGCCACAGUAUGACAAAUCAGACAGCGUUACAGACUAUGGGCAGCAUCUACGCUUUGACAUAAUUCCCUUCGAGUCUCUCACAAAGGAUGUGCCAUACGCUGAUCCCAUUGGACACUCAAAUUUCAAUAAGCAGCGGAGGUCUCUGGAUACCCCGCAGUCCUUGGCAUCCCUGUCAUCACGGUCCUCCUUGUCAUCGUUGUCCCCUCCAAGCUCACCUCUGGAUACCCCGUUUCUCUCUGCAUCUCGAGAUUCUCCCUUGGCUCAGAUGUCAGAAGGUUUUGAGGAGAUGGCGAGCAUAGGAGCCUUGGAAAUGCUCAGGGCUCAGGCCACAGCAUUGAACGAUGAUGAAACACAAGGAACAAGCUCAUCUCAGACGUCCACUUACCCUGUGGACAAUGAAAUGUUGCGAGAAAUGGGACCACAGCUGACUGCUGUCCAAACUGGUGGAGCUGUAACUCUGCGAGGAGACAGUGGUAGAAGAUCGGAGAGGAGAGCCAGGCGAGUUUCAGCAUGUCUCUCAGAUCAUUCACUGGCUAGUGACAGUGGCGUGUUUGAAGCUUUAAGCAAAAGGAAUGAAGAUCUGGAAGAGCCUGUUUAUGGUGAUGCUGCCAGUAAUGAAGAACCACAAAUACAUGUUGGAUUUCUGCAUGACAGUGGAAGCGAAUAUCUGUUAGUCCAUGUAUUGCAGCUGAAGAAUUUUACUAGUCUAGUUGUUAAAGAAAACUGCAGAAUUCAUGUGAGAGUUUAUUUGCCACCACUUGAGUCAGGCACACCAACCACUUACUGCUCUAGAGCUUUGGAAUUCCAAACUCCGUUAAUAUUUAAUGAAGUUUUCCAAAUCCCCGUGCAUUCAAGUGUUUUGAAAUUAAAAUCACUGCAGCUGUAUAUCUGUUCAGUUGACCAUCAGCAACAAGAAGAAUUAUUGGGCAUUGCUCAGAUAAACCUGACUGAUGCAGAGAGUUCUAGUGAGAUGCAACUUCACUGGUAUACUGUUCAGAUCUUCACUGGUUCAGACCCCCAGAGAGCAAAGAACAAAAACCAGUGUGAAGAAAGUAUUCCCCGGUCUUCUGGAAAUGUAACUACAGUUAAAACAGAUGCAGUGACAGCCCUGUUAGCCAGGACCACUGCCCAGCUGGAAGCAGUUGAGAGAGAGUUAGCAGAAGAGAGAGUGAAACUGGAGUACACAGAGGAGGAAAUCCUGGAGAUGGAAAGAAAGGAAGAUCAGGCAGAAGCCAUAUCAGAAAGGAGUUGGCAAGCAGAAUCUGUUGACAGUGGAUGCAGUAAUUGUACCCAGACUAGUCCUCCUUAUCCAGAGCCAUUUUGCGGGGAUUCGUUAGCUGGACACACGUUUGCAGCUCAAGCAGGCCAGUACAGUUCUGGAAAAAUGCAGCCUCUGCCACUAAAGGUGGAUAAGGAAACUAACACUGAGGAUCUGUUUCCUGAAGAAGUUGCUGUUCUUCCAAAAGAGAGAACUAGCCGCAGGCCACGGGGUUCUGCUUUUGUUCGCAGCAGCACUAUUGUUCGUUCCCAGACCUUCUCGCCUGGAGCACGAAGUCAAUAUGUUUGCAGGCUGUAUCGCAGUGACAGUGACAGUUCAACUCUGCCAAGGAAAUCCCCUUUCGUCCGGAACACAUUGGAGAGGCGUACUCUGCGGUAUAAGCAGCAGUCCUGCAGAUCAUCUUUGGCUGAGCUUAUGGCAAGGACAUCCUUAGACCUGGAGCUGGAUCUCCAGGCAUCCAGAACUAGACAGAGACAGCUGAAUGAGGAGAUAUGUGUUUUAAGAGAGUUGAGACAGCGUCUGGAAGAUGCCCAACUCAGAGGGCAGACAGAUCUGCCCCACUGGGUCCUUCGGGAUGAGCGAUUCCGAAACUUGUUGAAGGAAGCAGAAAGGCAGACAAGACAGACCAAAUUUGAACAUCACCAAGAGCAAGCAGCUGAAAAGAUGCUGAAGAAAGCAUCAAAGGAAAUAUACCAGUUGCGUGGGCAAAAUCAGAAGGAGCCUAUUCAGGUGCAGACUUUUAGGGAGAAGAUAGCUUUUUUUACAAGACCAAGGAUUAACAUACCUCCUCUGCCAGCUGAUGAUGUAUGACAUGUUGCAUUGUAAACAUGAAGUAUUUAUCGCUCUUAUUUUAAUGAAGUUACUAGAUUAGCCAAGUUUCUUAAAAAAAUUGUGCAAAAGCUAAUAUACACGUUUUGUAAAAAAUAAAAAAAGUAAAAAAAGUAAAAGUAAACAAAACCAUAUAUAUAAAUAUAUAUACAUAUAUAUUUUAUAAUAGUGACUGCAACAAGGCUUGGUUUUUCCUUGUUGUGAAACUGACAUCUCUGAAGACAACUUAUUUUAUAAAAGAUCGACUAUCCUGUUAAGAGCGUGUACAGUUUUUAUGCUGUUUUAUUUGACUUAAAGGCUGGAAGACAGAAACAAAGUGAGUUCAGGCAAAUUCACUGUAGUGUAAUUUAUUUAUAGUGCCUUUUUUCCUUGAAGGAAAAUACCUACUUUAAGAUGUAUUUUAAGACUGAAAUUUUGUUCUUCAGUAUUUGUCAUACAGUAGAAUGGAACCAUUGAGCUGGUUUUGUUUCUGAUACCUGAAAUGAAAAUACUAUGUUCUAAAAUUGUCACUUUUUUCAGCUUUAUUAUCUGUAGCUUAUUAUGUACAUUGUAUCCUUUAGCACUGUCUGUGUUAUAGCAAAAUAUUAUCACCUGCAAUGUCUUUAACACUGAUUACAAGUGAUGUUAAACAUUGCAGAAUUCAUUUGCAUGUUCUUACUGUGCACUAAUAGAUUGUUUUCAUUUCGGUUGUGUCUAAAGUAUCUUUAUAUUCUUAACUAGAUUCUCAUUUUAAACGGAGGAAGGAAAAGGGUGACAAGUCUUUCUCUUGCUGUUUAAUGGAAAGGGAGUUAAAAGAGCAGAGUGAGCUAGCUGUGUGGAAAGGCCACUAAAGGAAUAUGAUCGUAAUUUCUCAAUUUUAAAGAUUAUGAGCUGAUUCAGGAAAUACAUAUGCGCUGAUUCCAGAAAGCAGCUGCUUUAAGGAAGGGUGCUUAAACACGUGUUCAUCCUGAAGGAUGUAUUUUUGGGUUACUGCAUGCAAGUUCUUUUGAACAGUGACACUUUCCAGGAGGAAGGUGUAUAAUUCUGGAAGGUACAGCUCACUUGAUUGCUAGUUGGACCAGCUAAAAUCCAGUAGGAAAUAUUUUUACUUGUGACCAUUUUAGUGAAAGACUGUCACCCUAAAUUCCCGAGAAUGCCAGUUUUGUGUCCUUGCAUCCUGCAAGUAUGUAAAAAUACUUCUUUACUAAGCUACUAUAAUAGAAUUCCUCAUAUUUUUCUAAUUAUAUGUUACCUAUAAAGAGAGGUGCCCAACACAAGACUGGUUUUGCAACUUGCUGAAAUCUCCUAAUAGGAAGAUCCCACUGUCUCUUCAUUAAAGUAAAGGUUGAAUUGGUUCCAGAUUUUUGUAUGUCAGGAAAUGAAAGCAACAGCCAAAGCCUAAAUAUACUUAACCAGAACCAGCCAGAAUAUUUUCAAGUAUUUUGUAAGUAAGUGUUUUUUGUGGGAUUCAAGAGCUUAUACUCUGUUACCUGUCAAAGAUCAGGAAAACCUGAAAGUGAAACUGAGUUGGUUUUACAUGUUUAAGCUGAGGCAAAAAGUAAUAGGGGAAAAGAUUGUAAACCUAAAUCAUUAAUCAAUGAGGAUGAUUACCACAGACCUUUAAGGUAGUAUUCCCUGUUUCCUAGUAUGGCCUAUAAUCAUUGCAGGCAUCAAGUGAUUAGAUCAUAUAGCGAUAUACGUAAAAUUAGAGUAUAUUUAGCAUUUAUCAGGCUAACCAUCCUGAAGUCUGUUUUUGCCAGUAAGCUUCAGUGGGUGUAUAUUGGGUUCCUUGGGCACAACUAGACAUACUCAGAAACUAUGCAGUUAAAAAACAAAUCAUGUAAGAAAUUUAUAGUGUUUGGGUGAAAGUCUAGGGACAGCAAGCUUUUCAGUGCUCAUUCCUUGAACAGUUUGUCAGAAUUUCACAUCUCAUUUUUAGUGGAGGCCCUUACAUAGUAGUGUUUUAUCAAAAGUUACCAUGCAGGGACACUUGCAGAAGUACUUGAUGUAUAUUAAGAACAGCCACCACCAUGUGUCCCUUGAGGGUGGUCAGAUACUGGAAGAGAUUGCCCAGGGGGGUGGAGCUCUUUGUCCAUGAAAGGGUUGAGGACUUCACUGGGCACAUACCCUGGAACAUCCUGGUCACAUUAGGCCCACUUUGAGCAGGGUUAGGAUAGGGAUCUCUCUUCCUCCCUGAAUUAGUCUGUACCUGUAUAACUAAGGGGCAGUAUCUGGUGGCCUCUCUGGCAGGGGUUUCAGCUGGUGUGUUUAAAUAAUGACCGCUCUGAGAUGUUGUCAGUGUAUCUUGUGGGUCUGUGAUUCUGACUGCUGUAAUGAGUUCUGUCUUGAUGUGGUAAUGAGAUAUACUCAGUAUUCAUCUCUCUUGUUUUUGUCACAGUUCUGUAUGAUUGUGUCAUUUUUGUAUUAUUUGAAAGUAUUUCUUCUACAAAAUAAAAUAAUUUGCCAUAAACGGAAA